AUGGGUAUGGCCCAGGCCCUCGCCUCAGAGACGCUCUUCACCAAGAUCGCCGUCAGCGAGAUCUUCUCGCUCAAGAUGUCCAAGACCGAGGCCCUCACGCAGGCCCUGGGGAAGAGCAUCGGCGUUAGAAUUAAGGAGGAAACAGAGCAUAUCGAAGGCGAGGUUGUGGAGAUUCAAAUUGAUAUGCCGCUCCCGAGGUCGUCAGCUGCACGGAUGGCGAAGAGUGGCAAGCUUACGUUGAAGACCACGGAGAUGGAGAGGGUGUAUGACUUGGGUACCAAGAUGAUUGACUCGUUGCGGAAGGAGACAGUUACAAGUUUUGAUGCCAUUACUAUUGAUAUGGCAACGGGAAACAUAUCAAAGCUCGGGCGAGUUGCAGCGACGGAAAGAGGUUGUGCACGUCGUCUCUCUGCACUAAAUUGA
Chondrus crispus (carragheen) is the source of this 423-nucleotide messenger RNA. RefSeq lists its product as hypothetical. The record is from RefSeq and is a predicted model, not a curated record. The transcript has a single exon. Bases 1 to 423 code for a protein of 140 amino acids. Gene Ontology annotation, cellular component: R2TP complex; Ino80 complex; NuA4 histone acetyltransferase complex. NCBI's taxonomy places the organism in Eukaryota, Rhodophyta, Florideophyceae, Gigartinales, Gigartinaceae. Gene Ontology annotation, biological process: chromatin remodeling; box C/D snoRNP assembly; regulation of transcription by RNA polymerase II. Gene Ontology annotation, molecular function: DNA helicase activity; ATP binding.